AUGUCAUCGACGUCCCAUCUCAACAUCGAGGAUAUCCCCAAGAAAUACUUGAUGCCGUUGCCCAAGGAGCCUGGUGAAGGUCUGCGGGUCAACGGUAAGGACUACAAGAUCAAGAAGGACGCCUUCCGCGUCAAGUCGUUGGGGGUCCGCAAGCUCCUGACGUGGGAAACCCGCCAGAAGGAACGGAUGGCUCAGGCCCAAUUCAAGGCUAAGUACAAGGAGUUGAAGGAGGAAAAAGCCAAUGCUCGCCAAGCCCGUAUCGACGAGAUCAAGCGUCGUCGUGAGGCAAAGGAAGAGAAGGAACGCUACGAACGGAUGGCGGCCACCAUGCAUGCUAAGAAGGUUGAGCGUAAGAGAAGAAAGGAGAAGAGAAACAAGGUCCUCAAGGAACGCUGA
Diutina rugosa is the source of this 396-nucleotide messenger RNA. RefSeq lists its product as uncharacterized. The record is from RefSeq and is a predicted model, not a curated record. The transcript has a single exon. The coding region runs from base 1 to 396 and encodes 131 amino acids. Lineage: Eukaryota; Fungi; Ascomycota; Pichiomycetes; Serinales; Debaryomycetaceae.